CCCCGCCCCGUGGCGCCGACCCAGCCGGCCGGCCCCCGCCGUUCUCCAGAGUCGCGCGCGCUGCCCCUCGGCCCCAGGCUGCUCGGACCGCGGCAAUGGAGGAGGAGCUGAAGUGCCCGGUGUGCGGCGCCCUGUUCCGUGAGCCGAUCAUCCUGCCCUGCUCGCACAAUGUCUGCCUGCCGUGCGCGCGCACCAUCGCGGUGCAGACCCCGGACGGCGAGCAGCACCUGCCUCCGCCGCUCCUGCUGCCCCGAGGCCCAGACUCGGACCCGGCGGCCUCUGGAGGCGCGGGGGCCUCCGGGGGCGCCGUGGGGGGCGCGGCUGCAGGCGGCGGAGACCACGCAGACAAGCUGAGCCUGCACAGCGAGACGGACAGCGGCUACGGCUCCUACACGCCGAGCCUCAAGUCCCCCAACGGGGUCCGCGUGCUGCCCACGGUGCCCGCACCCCCGGGCUCUUCGGCGGCCGCGGCCCGGGGCGCCGCCUGCUCGUCUCUGGCCGCAUGCUCCUCCAGCUCCAUCACCUGCCCGCAAUGCCACCGCAGCGCCUCCCUGGACCACCGCGGCCUGCGCGGCUUCCAGCGCAACCGGCUGCUGGAGGCCAUCGUGCAGCGCUUCCAGCAGGGCCGCGGGGCGGCGCCGGGGGCGUCUGCGGCCGCGGCAGUGGCCGUCUGCCAGCUGUGCGACCGCACCCCGCCAGAGCCGGCCGCAGCGCUCUGCGAGCAGUGCGACGUGCUCUACUGCGCCGCCUGCCAGCUCAAGUGCCAUCCGUCCCGGGGCCCCUUCGCCAAGCACCGCCUGGUGCAGCCACCGCCGCCGCCCGCGCCCCCUGAGCCUGCCCCUGUAGUCUCUGGCGCGGGAGGCGGCUGCAAGAGUCCUGGGGGCGCGGGCGGUGGCGCGACGCGCAAGUUCCCCACGUGCCCGGAGCACGACCUGGAGAACUACAGCAUGUACUGUGCCAGCUGCCGGAGCCCGGUGUGCUACGUGUGCCUGGAGGAAGGCCGGCACGCCCAGCACGAGGUGAAGCCGCUGGGAGCAGCUUGGAAACAGCACAAGGCCCAACUCUCUCAGGCCUUAAAUGGAGUUUCGGACAAGGCCAAAGAGGCGAAGGAGUUCCUGGUUCAGCUCAAGAACAUCCUGCAGCAGAUCCAGGAAAAUGGCCUGGACUAUGAGGCCUGCCUGGUGGCUCAGUGUGAUGCCCUGGUGGAGGCGCUGACCCGGCAGAAGGCCAAGCUGCUCACCAAGGUGACGAAGGAGAGGGAGCACAAGCUGAAGAUGGUCUGGGACCAGAUCAACCACUGCACACUGAAGCUGCGCCAGUCCACAGGCCUAAUGGAGUACUGUCUGGAGGUGAUCAAGGAGAACGACCCCUCGGGCUUCCUACAGAUCUCCGACGCGCUGAUCAAGCGUGUGCAGGUGUCUCAGGAGCAGUGGGUCAAAGGUGCCCUGGAGCCGAAAGUGUCUGCAGAGUUUGACCUGACCUUGGACAGUGAGCCGCUGCUGCAGGCCAUCCAUCAGCUGGACUUCCUUCAGAUGAAAUGUAGGGUGCCACCCGCCCCCCUGCUGCAGCUGGAGAAGUGCUGCACCCGCAACAACAGUGUCACACUGGCCUGGAGGACGCCACCCUUCACCCCCAGCCCUGCCGAUGGCUAUGUCCUGGAGCUGGAUGACGGCGAUGGGGGGCAGUUCCGGGAGGUGUACGUCGGCAAGGAAACCCUGUGCACCAUAGACGGGCUGCACUUCAAUAGCACCUACAAUGCCAGGGUCAAGGCCUUCAACUCCUCAGGUGUCGGGCCGUACAGCAAGACAGUUGUCCUGCAGACGUCUGAUGCGUGUGUGCUUGCAAGGAUCCCCGAAGUGGCCUGGUUCACAUUUGACCCCAAUUCUGGGCACCGGGACAUCAUUUUAUCCAAUGACAACCAGACAGCCACCUGCAGCAGCUACGAUGACCGGGUAGUGCUGGGCACAGCCGCGUUCUCCAAGGGUGUUCACUACUGGGAGCUGCACGUGGACCGGUAUGACAACCACCCAGACCCCGCCUUUGGGGUGGCCAGGGCCAGCGUGGCCAAGGACAUGAUGUUGGGCAAGGAUGACAAGGCCUGGGCCAUGUACGUGGACAACAACCGCAGCUGGUUCAUGCACUGCAACUCCCACACCAACAGGACGGAAGGGGGCGUGUGCAAGGGAGCCACUGUCGGAGUGCUGCUGGACCUGAAUAAGCACACCCUGACCUUCUUCAUCAAUGGGCAGCAGCAGGGCCCCACAGCCUUCAGCCACGUGGAUGGCGUCUUCAUGCCGGCCCUCAGCCUCAACCGCAACGUGCAGGUCACCCUGCACACGGGAUUGGAAGUGCCAACAAGCCUGGGGAGGCCAAAACUGACAGGCAACUAGCCUGGCAGCUCCCACUGUCCAGCUGGCCUGUGACUGGGGCCUCGCCAGAAGGAGCUGCAAGUCCUCGUGAAGCUCCAGUAACCCAAAGGGGCAGGUGGCAACAAGCAAGUCCUGGGCACAGCUCAGCAGCCACUGAACAUCUGAGAUGGUUUCCUCAGGACGCGCUGCAGGCCACACUGCAGCCAUCACCCCAGUGGAGGACACAGGUGUGUGCUUCACCUUCUCCCACCCAAAUGUUACGGACACUCACCACAUGGGGCUCUCCCAGGGGAUCGAGGCUUUCGGGUCACGUGUAUGCUUCCUGCUGUCUGAUUGCAACGCCGAUCUUUUGUUGGAGGAGACAGGAAGGCCAGCUUCGAGGCUGGCACCCUGAGAUGGAGCCAGGAGGCUGUGAUGUCACCCCAUCACUGAGUGCUACCCCUGUGGCAGGUUCUCGUCUCUGCUGGGAGAAGCCACCCUUCAGCAUUCUGGCCCUGGGGCCUUCAGUACAUGACAUGCCACUUGCAGGCCUCAUUCAGGGCUGAUCAAAAGGGACAUUAAUCACUAAUGCUUGAGUUUUGCCUCUCUCUACUGAGAACAUUUUAAAGGGCUUCCUUAGGGUCUUAUCAAUCCACCAGUUGUAUACUGUUUUUCUUUCUGUCUCUGUCUCUGUCUCUGUCUCUCUCUCUCUCUCACACACACACACAUACACACACUCAUGGGUUUGUCCAACAGUCAACUACAUGUCAUUCCCUGAGUUCUUAGUUCUUAGCCAUAGAUGGAAAUACUGGGACUUUAAAGCCUGUGAUAUGUCUUCACCUGGAGGCGACUGUUGUGGAAUUUGCUGCCCCAGAAGCUAACUGGAAGUGUGUCCGGGCUGUUCUUCCGGGCUGGACCACCCACACACUUAGAAGCACAGGGGCUGGUGACCUGGGAAGGCCUCUCAUGUCAGUCCACCCUUUGUUUUGCAACUCCCCGUCACACUGCUGUCAGGAAAGCAUUAUACACACAAGAAGUGCCCCAAUGGCAAGAGGGUGGCUCUGCUGUGACAGGGUGAGCAGGACCUGUGAGGAGGACAGGAACUUCACGGCAACGGCCUGCGCCUGUUCUCCUCCGGCCCAAGCCCAGCGCACUGUGUCCCAUGGGCCAGGGGGCUCUGGUGUGAGUCCUCGUCCUCCUCCUGGGAACAAGACCAGGAAGAAGACAGGAAGGCCUUCCAUUCCACAUUGUCCUUCCACUUCUAGGACCUGACCCCUGUCUCCUCCCUUGUUCCCUGUGUUCUGCUCCUCUAGCUCCACCUGGAAGUCACCUUGCUCCCUCCUUUUUAAGACUCUUUUAUCAGUUAUUUGAUUUUGAUGUUGAGGACUGGCUUGUCCACUUGCUGGGGUGGAUUUUUGUAAGACUGGCACCAACUGUGCUUCCUCAGCUGCUUUCUAAUGCAGAUCCCGACUGUUUCCGAGGAUCCGCUGCCAGGCUGUGCAGGGCCAACCAUCCUACCUCGGACCUCACUCAUGGCCCGCCAUUUCCUCAGAUGAGCCCAGUUGGAUCAGCGCCCAGUGUUACCAGGAGCAACUUGGUGCUGUAUUCUGGCCUCCCUGCUGGGCUCCGGAGCCAUCUGCUCUAUCGGGGUCCAGGGCUUGAAUCUCCACUCUCCUUUCCUACCUGGUGGUUUCUGGCUGUUUACUCUAUCCCAGAGCCCUGUCAAGAGCUGUCUGUACAGGACCUGGCCUGCUGUCCUCAGCUGCUCAGCUGCUGCCCUCAUGCACUCUCCUAUAGCCUCAGCUACAGUCCCAGCUCCGGGACCCCGGCUCCCCAUGGGGCAGAUGCCCAGAGCCUGAAGAACGCAGAGAAGCUACAGCCUUCUUGGGCCAGGGAAGCCAUGGUGAGGUCCACAGGCCCAGAUGCGGUGGCUUUGGGGGCAUCUUGCUGUCUUGGAGAAGACUGGCUACGCCCCGGGCAUGGAGGCAGGGCUGGCAAGGCUAUGAAGUCAGGGAGAGUCCUCACAGUCAGCAGAGGGUCACAAGGACACCUCAAAUCACCCAUUUUGGAGCAGGCACAGUUCAGGGACAGCUGGGGGAGACAGCAGCCGGAUCAGAGGAGACACAGACACACAGAUGGGAAUGCCCACAAUUUUAGGUGGGUUUUUUUGUUUUGUUUUUGUUUUUUUAAAGCAGUGCUGGAGAUCAAACCCAGGGCCUCACACACACUAAGGCAAGCACUCACCAUUGAGCCAUACCCUAGCCCUCCAGGUGGCCUCUUUAAGAACAAAGUUGCCUGAUAUCCUAAGAGGCAGCCAGGACAUUGGGGGAAGAACAGCCAGGACAUCUGCCUGCAUUGGGGUGGGGGCAUCCCCCUUUUCUUACCUGCACCAGAGCCCAGAAGCAAUAAGGCUGAGGCCAGGGCAGUGCUGCGCAGGCCUUCCAAACCACCCCAGACAAAGCUCCUCUCAGGGCAGGUCGGCCACACAUUUGUGUGUUUGAGGGAUCUGAAGCAAAGAUGGAACUUAGCAACUCUUUAAGGCUGAAGCUGUAGAACAGACAGGUCAUGGGAUUCUCAUCACCCAAAUUCCCUACCACUCUGCAGUGUGGCCAGAUGUCUGUACACAAAUGGGAUCAGGAUGAUGCUUUGGCUGGGCUGGCUGAAGAACACCUUGGUGUAAAUCUGUCUAGCAGUUUCCAUGAGAAAGGAACUCAAAGUAGCUUAAGAUAUGGAGUUCCACUGUGAUGCAGUUGAUGCCUCUGUACAUAGCCCCGCAGUUCCUUCUUCGCUAGGGAGCCACUUUGGUCAAAGCGUGCUCAAGCUCAUCUCUUAGAAGUACUCACUAGAAUCUUCCCUCACUCUCAGCAUUCAGCUCCUGCUCCAGGAUGGGAGGCCAGUGCCCACAGCUGGCUUUCUUUCCUUCUCUAUCCUCCUUGGGAAGUAAUAAUCCCAGUUUUAGUGAACAUGGGUUCCUGGCCUAUGCACUGUGACCCAGGCUGACUGUUAGCCUCUGUGCGCUCUGUGGCUGCAACACCACCCUUAUGCCCUGUGGCCCGCAGGGUAGGGGGGCCCACUUCUCAGAGCAAGCCUAUGUGACACCAUGGUGCUCCCCAAGAGACAGGGAGGAAGCCUUCCUCUCUGAGCCCCUUCUCUGCUCACAGUGCCCCUGCCCUGCUAGAGUACCCUCAGGCAGAAUCAGAUGUAGCAUUGACGUGCAGUCUCUCGGGGAUUCCUGCAUCACUCCAGGGAAAGGCUGUCUUCCUGCAAAGGCUUGUUUCCAUGCUAGUGGCAGGUAGUUGCCCCAGUCCCACUGCCACCUGUGGCCGAGAGGGUGGAUGAACUCUUUGGGACCUCAACAUGGGAAUGCUGCAGAACACUGUAACAAGGCUGUGGGUGAAGCCAGAGUUUCUCACCUUUACGGACACUUUGGGGCAAUCUCCAGUCAGUUGUGACAUUCACAAGUAUCUAGAAAGGCUGCCAGAUAUCCCUGGGACUUGCCCCUACUCAGUACCACCCGGUCAGCUAUUGGUCUGCCGUGUGUCAAUGUUCAGAGUGGUGGUGGCAUCCACUUCCCCACUGCACUGGACCCUGUAUUACAAAGCUGCCACCCCUCAAGUCAGUCCAAGACCAGAAUUUUCCACAAGCCUUCAGGGGGCCCUUCAGGUGGGGGAAGGGGUGAGCCACAAGCAGAUGCCACGCUGCCAGGUCUCACAUCUCUGCUCCUGGUCCACGCUCGGCACCACCCUCCUUCCCUAGAGAGGAAAACCUCCUUCCAUUUGUUUUUCUUGGCCACUAGAAGCAACAGGGACUUAAGAGUUUGUGACCUUCAGCAGGUUAGAUAUCUAAUCAGAUAUCUCUAGCAGAUCUUCAAAGUCUGUGCUAAUCCUGGGAAAGCUCAGGACUUUUUGAAGUGGUCCCAUAGCUGUUGUCACCGACCAUCUUCCUCAGCAGCUCUUCCUCGAAGGAAUCCCGGCAGCUUAGGGAAGCAGGCUGCAGAAAGAUGCAGGUGGGCUUGCUGCAGGACGCGCUGAGCAGACACCAAGCGCGGCCCUCAGAUGCUUGCCUCUCCCACCUGGCUUUGACACUGGUUCGUGGGCCUGGGUGGGGGCAAAUCUCUGAAUCUUUCUGUGCCUCAGUAUCCCUGCCUGUAAAUGGUACUAGUCACAAUAACCUACCUCCUCUUCUGUCUUGCGAGGAUUAUGGAAUAGCACUUUUUAAAGAAAAAAAAACCUUGCAGUCUCUCAAGUCUAGGCCAAUGACUCACAUUUGACAGAUCAUUGCUGUGCAGGGAUUUUCCAGAGUCCUCUGACCACAAUGUCUUCCACCUAAGCCUCCUUGUGACCAGGACAAGUAUGGAUUACUCAGCUGUCUGGCUGGAGGAGAUAGAAGAGGCAUUUAAAGGUGUCAUAUGACCAUAGACAGUAACACCCCAAGUGCUCCACUGCCAGGGAGGUCUGGUGCUCCGUUCAAGUGCAGGGAAGAAGCUUCCUGUCAGUAAUCUCGUGGCUUCAAGCAGAAGCCCCCACCAAGCCAAGGAGACAUUAACCUGGCAUUCUACCUCCUUGGUCACUAAGUCCUGGUGUCCAAGGGUUCCCUCACCCACAAGUUCUCUGCAGAGCGCUGAUGACUGCCGCGACUUCGCUUUCUGACCUAUUAGGGGAGAAGACUCAAGGACGAUAUUAACUUCAAUUGGACGGAGUUGCGAGUUGACUCAAUGCUGUUCCCUCAAGGGGCACAGCUCAUGGUAGCCACAGCCUCCAAACUAGUCCUAGGAAAGGCCCUCGGGCUUGUGGGCCAGUAAAGUGGGCACUGGGCACCAGAGCACGUCCCCCGGGCGAGGCUUCAGGGCCAGAAAGGGGCUGCUGGUGGCUGUGAAAGCAGGACUUGGGGGUGCGCGCUCCAGGAGACAGGCUUGGGACAGCCAUUCCAAUCCCUCCCGCUGGAGACUGGACUUCUUGAGCCCCGCAGGGUCUCAGCACUGGCAGGGGGAAGUGGGCAAAGCAGAAAUGUAAAUGCAUGAUGUAGAAUUGCUGCCUUCGCACUACGCUGUUGUAUUAAGCAUGAGAGGUGUUUGUUUAACGUUGGCAAAGGAAUUUAACACGAAAAAAGCUGUGUCUUUGUUUUGGCUGUCGACAGACCUUCCAUUUUCCUGCCUUUCUUUGUCCCCUUUUCCCAUACCCCUCAUCAUUUCACUUUGUCCCUAGUAGUUAGUAUUUGGUGACAGAUCUUGGUCCUGGGGCUGUUUAUGUUCCACGGAAAACACAGAGGGGUGGGCAGUGGUAAGGAAAGUAAUUUUUUCUAAUUUUUGUAUUGGUAUCCACAAGCGUUUGUAUUUUUUUAAUUGCAAACACUGUGUGUUGUGGUCUUUGGCAGUUGGUUGCAUUUUCUGUAUGACCUUUUGAAAAACUUGAGUUUUACCACAGUCUUAAGCAGAUUUGAAAUAAAUUCUUUUGACACUGCCAGCAA
Chinchilla lanigera (long-tailed chinchilla) is the source of this 7814-nucleotide messenger RNA. RefSeq names its product tripartite motif containing 67 (gene Trim67). The transcript has 11 exons. Gene Ontology annotation, molecular function: protein binding; zinc ion binding. NCBI's taxonomy places the organism in Eukaryota, Metazoa, Chordata, Mammalia, Rodentia, Chinchillidae. The coding region runs from base 96 to 2390 and encodes 764 amino acids. The record is from RefSeq and is a predicted model, not a curated record.